This is a messenger RNA of Aureobasidium subglaciale EXF-2481, 276 nucleotides long. RefSeq lists its product as uncharacterized. The transcript is spliced from 2 exons. The record is from RefSeq and is a predicted model, not a curated record. NCBI's taxonomy places the organism in Eukaryota, Fungi, Ascomycota, Dothideomycetes, Dothideales, Saccotheciaceae. Bases 1 to 276 code for a protein of 91 amino acids.
AUGGUGGUAUCAGGCGGGAGCCAUACCCCAUCUACCGAUAUGCCGAAAAACUCUCGCUCAAGACACAAAAAGUACCAGACCGCUCCGAAAAACUCUGGCUGGAAUGCAGAGGAUACCGAACCAUCUGCUCGUGCAAUCCGCUCCUCGAGAGCGAUCGGGACUGGUCUACUCGCCUUCGCCCAAACUCUCGUAACUGCCGUCUUCUGCGGCGUCUCCUACGACAAGAUGACCGCGAAACGGACCCGUGCCUCACCUGGAGCCGUCAGGAUUUGGUGA